GGAAGUUUGGCCGCCGCCGCCGAGAACCGUUUGAGGAGCCGCCGCCCGAGAAGCGGGGAGCCGGGGCCCCGCGGCCGCCAUGGGGAACCGGGGGAUGGAGGACCUGAUCCCGCUGGUGAACAAGCUGCAGGACGCGUUCAGCUCCAUCGGGCAGAGCUGCCACCUGGACCUGCCGCAGAUCGCCGUGGUGGGCGGCCAGAGCGCCGGCAAGAGCUCCGUGCUCGAGAACUUCGUGGGCCGAGACUUUCUUCCCCGUGGGUCUGGAAUUGUCACCCGACGUCCUCUUAUUCUUCAGCUAAUCUUCUCAAAAACAGAAUAUGCAGAGUUUUUGCACUGCAAAUCCAAAAAGUUCACGGAUUUUGACGAGGUUCGGCAGGAGAUCGAAGCAGAGACAGACCGGGUCACAGGAACCAAUAAAGGAAUCUCUCCCGUUCCCAUCAACCUGAGAGUAUAUUCACCACAUGUGCUGAAUCUGACGUUGAUCGACCUUCCGGGUAUCACCAAGGUGCCGGUAGGAGACCAGCCCCAAGAUAUUGAGUACCAGAUCAAGGACAUGAUCUUGCAGUUUAUCAGCCGAGAAAGCAGCCUGAUUCUUGCGGUGACUCCAGCCAACAUGGAUCUGGCGAACUCGGAUGCUCUUAAAAUGGCUAAAGAAGUAGAUCCUCAAGGCCUACGGACAAUUGGAGUGAUCACCAAACUAGACCUGAUGGAUGAGGGCACCGAUGCCAGAGACAUCCUGGAGAACAAACUGCUUCCUUUAAGAAGAGGCUACAUCGGCGUCGUUAACCGGAGCCAGAAGGAUAUAGAAGGCAAGAAGGACAUCAGAGCAGCGCUGGCCGCAGAGCGGAAGUUCUUCCUUUCUCACCCAGCCUACAGGCACAUGGCAGAUCGAAUGGGCACACCUCACUUACAGAAAGUCCUCAACCAGCAACUGACCAACCACAUCCGUGAUACCCUGCCCUCGCUGCGCAGCAAGCUACAGAGCCAGCUGCUCUCCCUGGAGAAGGAAGUGGAGGAAUACAAGAACUUCCGCCCCGACGACCCCACACGGAAAACCAAAGCCUUGCUACAGAUGGUCCAGCAGUUUGGGGUGGACUUUGAGAAGCGAAUUGAAGGCUCAGGAGACCAAGUGGACACACUAGAACUCUCUGGUGGUGCCAGAAUUAAUCGCAUCUUCCACGAGAGAUUCCCCUUCGAGCUGGUGAAGAUGGAAUUUGAUGAAAAGGACUUGAGGCGAGAAAUUAGCUAUGCAAUUAAAAACAUCCACGGCAUAAGGACGGGGCUCUUCACACCUGACAUGGCUUUUGAAGCUAUAGUGAAAAAACAGAUUGUAAAACUCAAAGAGCCCAGUUUGAAGUGUGUUGAUCUGGUGGUCUCAGAGCUGGCCACUGUCAUUAAAAAGUGUGCGGAAAAGCUUGGCUCCUACCCCAGAUUACGAGAGGAGACGGAGAGGAUUGUUACCACUUACAUCAGGGAACGGGAAGGAAAAACAAAGGACCAGAUUCUACUGUUGAUUGACAUUGAGCUCUCCUAUAUCAACACUAACCAUGAAGACUUCAUUGGAUUUGCCAAUGCCCAGCAGAGGAACACGCAGCUGAACAAGAAAAGAGCCAUCCCAAAUCAGGGCUCCUUCCUUCCCUCCGCCAGAAAAUCUGUAAUCCGCAGGGGCUGGCUGACGAUUAACAACAUCAGCAUAAUGAAAGGAGGCUCCAAGGAGUACUGGUUCGUGCUGACUGCAGAGUCUUUGUCCUGGUACAAAGAUGAGGAGGAAAAGGAGAAGAAAUACAUGUUGCCCUUGGAUAAUCUGAAAAUCCGGGACGUGGAGAAGGGCUUCAUGUCUAACAAACACGUCUUUGCCAUCUUCAACACGGAGCAAAGGAAUGUGUAUAAAGAUCUCCGUCAGAUUGAACUGGCCUGUGACUCCCAGGAAGAUGUGGACAGCUGGAAAGCCUCCUUCCUCCGGGCUGGUGUUUAUCCAGAGAAAGACCAAGUGGAGAAUGAGGAUGGGGCCCAAGAGAACACCUUCUCCAUGGACCCGCAGCUGGAGCGCCAGGUGGAGACCAUCCGCAACCUUGUCGACUCCUACGUGGGAAUCAUCAACAAGUCCAUCCGGGACCUCAUGCCAAAGACCAUAAUGCACCUCAUGAUAAACAAUACCAAGGAUUUCAUCCACUCAGAGCUGCUGGCCUACCUGUACUCCUCCGCAGACCAGAACAGCCUGAUGGAGGAGUCGGCCGACCAGGCGCAGAGGAGGGACGACAUGCUGCGGAUGUACCAUGCUCUGAAGGAGGCCUUGCACAUCAUCGGGGACAUCAGCACCAGUACGGUCUCCACGCCGGUCCCGCCGCCCGUGGAUGACGCCUGGCUGCAGAGUGGGAGCAGGUACAGCCCGACGCCCCAGCGCAGACCUACUUCCACCGUGCUGCCGCCAGGCAGGCCCCCAGCUGUGAGGGGCCCAACUCCAGGCCCCCCUUUGAUCCCUGCCCCUGCAGGGAGUCUCUCUUCCUUUGUGGCUCCCCCCAUCCCCUCGCGUCCUGGACCUCAGAACGUAUUUGCUGCUAAUAACGAUCCCUUCUCAGCCCCUCCUCAGAUUCCAUCACGGCCGGCACGCAUUCCGCCUGGCAUUCCCCCGGGCGUGCCCAGCAGAAGACCCCCCGCAGCGCCGAACCGGCCAACCAUUAUCCGACCGGCUGAGCCCUCCUUGCUAGACUAGCCCCCUGGGGGGCUGCUAGUGUCUCCUGUGUGCCUGGUGCGGCUGCCCCACACCUGCUGUCUGGGGCGGGGAGGAAGAGGGGAAAUCCCCCCCUCGUCUCCCAUGUCUAAUUUCUUGUUUAUAAAAACCUUACGACUGUGAUCAGCUCUGCAGAGUGGUUCUAGCCAAGGCCAAUUCCUGUGAGCCUGGUGGACUCCUUCUCUGGGAUGGGCGCAGCAGGCUCCUUCCUUGUAAAUACCAGGGGCAUCUGUUAAGGGCAGUCGCUGUGUUCCUUGUCCUGAUGGCCCUCCCCUCUCCCCACAGCUCUCUGCUCUUUCCCAGCUAGGAAGUGGGUAACUGGCAUUACACUCUGGGGGGUUGGUUCAGGAGAACCACCACCCUCGGAACAAAUGCCCCAGCGCAACUCAGCGCCCCCACCACCGCCACGAUGUAAUAAAAAGCAGAGGAUUCUAUUUUGGGGGUUGACUUUUGCACUUUGUUGAAUAACACACAAUGAACCCCAGCUGGGUUCUUGCCUUGGGAUCGUCUGAAUGUAUGAAGUAGAGAUGGGAGUUCUGAAAGGCAGUUGAAACACUGUCCUAUUUCUCUCUGUGCACAGAAUCUCCUUAAACUCCUGCUAUUCAGGCUGAUCCGAUUUCUGUCUCGGCUCCUCUUCCAUCCCCCCUCAGCCAGCCAGAAUUGUUUUGUAUUGUUAAUAUAUUCUAUAUAAAACACUUAAUGAUUCCCCCCUCCCCGAGGCCCUUCCCUGAACUUGAUUGCUAAUCUGAUCAUAGGCUAUAUUUCAGUUCUAUAGCGUGGAGGAAGAUUUAUAUAUGAGAAAUAAUGGGACUGCAGAUAGUGAUUUGCUAAUUCAAUCCUAAUUCACUGCAAAUGGGAGCAGACUCUUCAGGUUAGCCCUUUGUCAGGAGGUGCUUGGCUGAUUGUGAACCUCAGGUAUUCCUCACGCAAUAUCUGCCCCUGUGCCCAGGCCCCCAGUUGGGGCUUACGUUCAGCUAGGAAGUGACAAACUUGGAUUGUGUUCUGUGAAAGAAGCACUUAGCCGAAGGGCCCUGGGCUGAUGAGCCUCCGCAAACCCAAUCGGAUGAGCAAAAUACCAAGCCAGGUGGGGCCUCAAAUGGGCAUAAAGGAGACCUGCAGAGCGCCAAAGCAGCAGGGGGGGUUCUGUGUCAGGAGCAACUUCUGUCACCAGCUGGUUGCUUUGCUCAUUCUCCACUUGGUCAGGGUCCUAGGCCAGCUGGAGCAGCAGAGGGUCUCGUAACCGAAAGCCAGGGCUUGGACAGCUGGGGGCAGGCUUGAGGGCUAGCGCAGGCUGUGGACAAAGGCCUGUCUGGAGCCUUUCUAGGAACAAAACUCCCAGGAGCUCCACGGCUAAUGUCCACGGAAGACCAGAUGUGUUUUCCCUCCUGCUGGUGGGCAGCCCGGGUUGUAACAGGCCCUGGUGUCUAAAAGCUCAGGUGGAGAACGUGUGACUCCUGUCGGAUGGGGGAAGGGAGGUUGUGAUGCCCACAGGGAUCUAUCCCAGGAGAGAGAGGCUGUACUGCACCGUGGGCAUGUGACUCUUCACUGGGGAGGAAGCUGAGGGAGUGCGUUUAGCAACUAGAAACUUGCUGUGGAAGGCUUUGGCGUAGUAUCCGUUCUGUGCCUCUCCACGCACCUCCCCUUCCCUCGAGCUGCGCUUGAGAGCGGUGCCUUCUCAGGUACCUUGGCAAAGCACUCCGCCCCGGGGCCGGAAGCAGAGGCUGUGCGUGCGUGUGUGUGUGUAUAUAUAUAAAUAUCUAUUUUUAAAGACUAUUAAUUGUAAAUUCUUGAGGUGUUUGGGUUUUUUUUAAAUCCAGUUCAAGCCCAACCCUCUACUCUCUGACAACCUGUAGGGCUGAUACUUUGCCCAACAACAUCCUCUAGCCAGAGAACUAUGGAAAAGAUCCAUGAACCAUCCUGCCUUAAAUAACCUUUGUUUCAAAGAGCCUGUCUUCAUCAUGGCCUCUCCCCUUCCUGUGUGGUGGGAGGGGACCCGAAGUGCUUCCUGGCGUUGGCAUUUGAACCUUAGUGCAGGCGCUGGUAACCAAAAGCAUUAACACUUGUGUGGAGACGGCACGGGGCGGACUGGGAGCUGACACGGCCCAGGCAGCCAUGCUGCCGGCUUCACAAAGCCAACUUGCAAACCAAAAACCUGCCUAGCACGUUGCUGGCCAUUAAAACUUGGCUCCAGCCUGGGGCAGCCCGGCCUGCUGCUUGUCUUCAACACUGUAACAAGUUCUGAGUGACUGCAGGGCUAUUUCCUUGCACUAGCAGCAGCUGUUGUGCAACGCAGGCCUUACCCCGCUCCCAGCGGUGCUCUGGCCAUUCGAGCUGCCUGCGCAGGGGUUCUUGAGGUCCCUUGGCUUGUCUGUUUUUUACAAAAUCCAAUUGCCUCUGUUCCGCCUCCUGCUAGCUCUCCCUGAUGUUCUCGUGUGUGGAGUGGGCUCUGGAACCUCUCUCUCAUCUCGUGUUGAUUACAAACCCCAGUCCACUUCUCUCCUGUUCCUUCAGUUUGCUGAUUGUGUAAGUGCCUCCACUCUGUAUCCUAUUAAUAAACUAAAAAAUAAAGGGAAAAAAAUCAA
This is a messenger RNA of Malaclemys terrapin pileata, 5313 nucleotides long. It is a transcript of the gene DNM2, whose product is annotated as dynamin 2. The transcript is spliced from 21 exons. NCBI's taxonomy places the organism in Eukaryota, Metazoa, Chordata, Testudines, Emydidae. The coding region runs from base 80 to 2713 and encodes 877 amino acids. The record is from RefSeq and is a predicted model, not a curated record. Gene Ontology annotation, cellular component: membrane; microtubule; cytoplasm. Gene Ontology annotation, molecular function: GTP binding; microtubule binding; GTPase activity.